AUGGUAUACAACUAUAGUGGAACAUUUAUAUUCAAUGAUAUGAACUUUCCAAAUUUGGAAAUACUUUGGUUUGAAGAUAGCAAUAUCAAAUUCAUUGGUCCCUUCCCAGCAUCUUUAAAUACAAUACACUUGUAUCCUAACAAAUUUGGUUGGAAUAAUAAUCGUCAAGUUAAAGUGAACCAAAACCUUCCAAUAUUCCUUAAUAGUCUACUUUUAGGUGAUUGUUCCGUGAAAGCAAUUCAUUCAGGCAGUCAUAUGUCAUCCAUUGAACUUAGAAGAAUCAGAGUAAAAGAUCCAGAUCAAGAGUACAAUUUUGUAAAAGAAGUGAUAUUGAAGAGUUUAGUCAGUGGAACCUUGAAAGAACUUAGUCUUGAUUCAAUUUGGAAUUCUCGAAAUUUUUUGCUUGAUAUUGAACAAGAAAUAUUCAAAUGUCCUGAAGUUCAACCUUGUUGCCAACAAUUAUCGAAAGUUUCACUUACUGGAUUCUGUCCACCGUUAAGCAUGUGCUCCAAUUUGAAAAGCUUGAAUAUACUGAAAUUGAAUGACCAAAGUAUUUUUGAUAAUUAUAAAUUCCCGGAGAACUUAGAACGAUUAUCGUUGUCAUUCAAUAACAUUAAAAAUUUACUCCCGAUUGAUAAAAACAUUACUCUGGCAACAAAAUUAAAGACACUAAAUUUAGCUGAUAAUCCAAUUGACUGGACAUUGUACAUUCCAAAUUUUAAACGAUUUCAGAAUUUGAAAUCUUUAAAGUUGUCAAAUACAUCGAUUGGUGAUCAUUUCCCAAAAAUCACGUACCCUGAUUCUGUUGAAGAGUUGUCUUUAGAAGUCAAUAUGAUCAGAUCAUUACAGGAAGUUUAUUUCCCUAAAAGUUUGAAAAAUCUAGGUAUUGGUUCCAAUUCAAUAAAAACCGUCGACAAACCAAAUCUUCCGGCGGGUAUUGAAACCAUUCAUUUAACUGAAAACAGAAUAGAAAGUGUUGAUUUAAGUUGUAAUUCUCAAGGUGAGGAGUUAAUGAUUGAAAUAUUAUAUCUUAACUAUAACAAAUUAAGCAAGUUUGAUUGUAUUAAAUUACCUAAUCAUUUGAAGAUUUUAAAUUUUGACAACUGCAGAAUAUCAAGUGUUUCUGGUAUCGAAUUUCCUCCAACAUUAAUGGAAUUGGGUAUCAGUGGCUGUGAAUUAAAGAAAUUUGAAAAUGUGACAUGGGGUUCUUCGCAUCCACAAUUGAAAUAUUUAAACUUAUCACAGAAUCAAUUAACUGUCUUUGAGAAUAAACUACCUCCUUCUAUUGAAAUCCUAAACUUAUCCAUGAACAAGUUGUCUAGCUUACCCCUUUCUGUUCUUGAAAACUUGGAAUGUCUUAAAACAGUACACUUGUCGAGUAAUAAAUUCACAAAAUUCAACUACCAAUUCAAUAUCAUCAACAUCAAAACCCUCGAUUUGUCCUUCAACUCCAUCAAGUCAUUAAAUUUGACGUUCCCCAAGAAUCUCACAACAAAACUAACGGUGCUCAAUUUAUGUCUGAAUAAAUUAACCAGCUUGACAGCACAAAUGAUUGGUCAUAAUAAAGACCUAACCAUGCAUGAUAAUAUGGUUGAAAUUGAUAUGACAGAUAAUAAAAUCAAGUCUAGUGAAUUAACAAGUAGAUUAACUGAAUUUCCUAAUAACUUGCUGUGUUUUUUCAUUGGACAUACAGGAGAACAGGAUAGGUUUGGUUAUGAUCUUGCGAGAAAUGUCAUUGAUAAUGGGUUAUGUAGAGGUAAAAGAAUCGAUAUUCCAUAG
Molecule: messenger RNA, 1779 nt
Organism: Candida tropicalis MYA-3404
Lineage: Eukaryota; Fungi; Ascomycota; Pichiomycetes; Serinales; Debaryomycetaceae
Exons: 1
Coding region: 1-1779 (592 amino acids)
Molecular function (GO): protein binding
Source: RefSeq, a predicted model, not a curated record